This is a messenger RNA of Pangasianodon hypophthalmus (striped catfish), 8210 nucleotides long. RefSeq names its product TGF-beta activated kinase 1 (MAP3K7) binding protein 2 (gene tab2). The transcript is spliced from 8 exons. Gene Ontology annotation, biological process: positive regulation of protein kinase activity. NCBI's taxonomy places the organism in Eukaryota, Metazoa, Chordata, Actinopteri, Siluriformes, Pangasiidae. Bases 3361 to 5616 code for a protein of 751 amino acids. Gene Ontology annotation, molecular function: K63-linked polyubiquitin modification-dependent protein binding; ubiquitin binding. The record is from RefSeq and is a predicted model, not a curated record.
CUCGCUUUGCCGAUUUGCCAACGAAGCUGAGCAUGUAACAACCAAAAAAGUAUAGAAACCAAUUUUCUUGCUGGUUUUGUAGCGCCAGUGCCAAACUGUACACAUUAAAUGUAUUUGCACUAAGGGGAACUUUUCAUUUUUAGCCAAACAAACACUGGAAUUUAAGGUUUUUAGGAAAAAAUUACAGCUAGCGUAUCACCUCUUCGUGUUCACGUUAAUAUUCAACUGCGGCGUCCUUUUGCAGUGUUGUGCUUCUUAACACUCGCACAGCUUCAGAGUUUCUGCUCAGACCUGGAAGUGCUCUGGCAGAGGUCGUAUCCAUGACUCUGCGGCCAACAAACACACUUCGCCGUGCCAGUCACGCGGGGAAAGGAAUCUGAUCAUGGGGCAGAUGCAGCGGGAGCCUUGCAGGAUCUCCGAGUCGAGAGUCAGAAAAUAUCCCAGAAAAGGCUGUUUUUGGACGCCGCGCUCGCUCUCUCCACCCAACCACAUACUCCUGCUUCAUACCUCCCAUCAUUCCUCACUGCUUUUACUCCGUUCCACCACCCCGCGAGCAGCUUUUACUGGUUUCCAGCGCUCUAAUUGGUCUUUACACGGUUGUCCAGCGUGUAACCACAUCCGGCACCCUGCAGCACUGCUGCGGUCGGCUCUUACACCGUUCCGCAUCGUUUUACACGCUUUCUCUGGUCAUGCAAACCUGCCUGUGUGAUAACAGCGCUGUUUAUUUAUUUAUUCUUUAUUCUUUCCACCUGACGUGUCCUGCGACACAGCAGCAAACAGCUGCAAAUUGUUUGAAUUCUCAUCGUCUAGAGCUCACAGUUUGGCUUGUUCGGAUUUCCUGAAUAAGAGAAUAUAAACACACAUGACUGGACAGGCGUGGACAGAUCGUUAAUUUUGCCUCCCCUAUUCACCUAAGCUAAAAAGAAAAGCUAAUGAUGUGCGUUAAUACAGAUUGUGGAUGAUAAGCGAGAACUUUGAACUCUUGGGACUUUUUAUAUUUAUCUUUAUCUUCUGGUGACGGAGCGUCACGUUUUUACUAACGUUUCGUUGUUCUCUCGUUGCACGUAGAAACAUUGAAGUGAUUAGCGUGAUGACUGCGUGUUGUAUGAGCGUUAGAGUUUUGUAGAACAGCGAUUGUGCUGCACUGUACUACAUCUUCUGUAGUUGAGUCCCUUCAUAUUCCCGAUUCUGGAAAUAUUGUCAUGCUGAUUAAUAUUCCUGGUAGGGCUGGGCGACAUGAUGUGGAUAUCGUGAUAAAUUAUGUUACUAUACGCUCUUCUGAGAUAUCGUGGAUAUUUUUUUAUUAAUUAAAAUGUACUUUAAAUAAAUACAAGCUGAAUGCAAGUAGCUGAUUUGAUAAGAAAAUGUUGUGCUCAAUCUUUAAAAUUUUAAAAUGUUAUGUUUUAUAGUUUUUUUUUUUCUCCUCCUUUUCAGUGCUAAAGUAUUUUUUUUUUAAUUUAUUUUUAUACUGAAAAAUAUUUUUUUCCGACAUUAACUAUGUCUGUUGUGUCAGUGCUAGUCAUUUAUCCAUUCCUGGAAAAGCUAUCUGUGUUUUGAUAACCAAGUUUAAAUAUAUGUCUCCAAAUGUUUAUCGUAUAAACCUCCCAGUUGAAAAUCUUUUCUACAAGCAGCCUUUUUUUGUGGGUGAAUCACGCGCUGACUCAGCAGUCUGCCUUUUCUCUGAGUGACUUUAAAGAUAUUAUUGAUGAUUCUCCAGCAGAAGAAAGCGAGGCGAUGUGCGCUGAGCGUUCAGCUCGUCUCAGAGCAGAGUGCUGCGCAGUGUAGCUGUGUUUUCGGUGCUAGUUCAGUUUCUCCGCCAAAACCUGUAAUUGUUGUUUUGGUUCUGUCUCAGAAGGGCUUUGUGUGUAAUUAUAUUUAAUUCGCUUUUGAUUAAGACAUUUCCUAUAACUGUAAUUUUUCUCUGCGCAAAUCCACGUCAUUCAUUUUUCUUAUUUUGAUUUCGCGUCUCGAAAGGGCGAAACCGAGCCGUUGUUUAGGCCUGUUGUCAUGGUUACGUUCCGGCGUGGGUUAUGUUGUAUCAGGAGUCCCGAAAAUGACGGCACAGCUGGGCGUCAAGGAGACUUUUUUUCUUUUACAUGUGAUAUAAUUUAAAACAUUUAAUAAUGCUAAAAUAAUAAUGUAAUAAAAUCCAAUAGCUGCGCAUAAUAAAGCAGAGGGUUUUUAGGGGAAACAGGAUAUGUUUGUUUUUUUUUUCUUUUUCUUACACUGUGAAUUUCAGGGAAUUGAAGUACCUAUGUCUGUAUCUGUUUAGUGUUACAUCAGUCGGAUUUAAACCCGAAGUGGGCGUGGCCUGAACCAGCCACGUCCCUCCACUGUUGGAAUGCCAGCGUGGUGUGUCUGACAGUUCCUCAAACUCAGCUACAUCACUCCAGUUCUUCAGAUCUUAACUAGCGAUGUGUGCAGGACUGUUUAAAAAAAAAAAAAACAUCCUACUUACGCAAGUAUUAUUUUUGUUCUUAUCUGCCUGCGAUAUUUUCUAAAGAUUUUAGUUCGCAAAAUAUAAACAAAUAUAGCCGAAUAGCCGAAUUCAAACCAUAACGAAGGAAGGAUGAAUGAACGCUGUAAAUACAUCGCAUCCAACGUUCAUGUUAAUAAACAGUCUUUCUUUGUCCCUCGAGCUUCAUAUUAAACAGCGUUAAAGAUUCCUGAUACACACCUCCGCUCUCAGCCUCUUAUUCAUAUCUGUGUUUGUAUUUGUCUAGAACUUGUUAUCUGUUCAUUCUGAAUAACGUUACAUUGUUUUAUCACAAGAUGGACCAACUCGUACACUUUACACUUCCACUUAAAAGUCUCAUGAGACGAUAACCACUACAGAAAGGUGUGUGUGUGUGUGUGUGUGUGUGUAAGUAAUGGAGCAUUUCUGAAAAUCUUGCUCAACCAAGCGUGCAUGGAAUGCCAGAGAAUCGUCCCACUUAAGCGCCGCAGUCGCUGCAGGCCCUUUUUCCCUUCUCGUGUUUGCUUCCUCACAUGUUUAGACUCGACGGAACUUCAGCAGAACGCUUAUCAGAAUCAGGAACCGCGCUUCAGGAGCCUUAGUCAGGACACGGAACGACAAAUCUCACAUCUUGGAUUAAUCGUCGACUGGUUUCCCGCACGCAGCAGUUUGAGUAGUAGCGCUCAGACGUUUUGAGAUGGGUCAGUGCCGCUGGGUUGCUGACUUAUCAGUUUCAGAUGAAGUGCGUUCCUGACUCAGGACAGAUCGACACUCGCUUGUUUAACUCAGACCCGGGGGUUGUAUUUCAGCACGCACCACAUGAGCGAACAAAAGAUGCUGUGAUAGAGCGAGUGUGUGUGCAUGAGUGUGUGCGCUGAGGUCCACCCAGUCCUGCCAGUCCCCGAAUGGCACAGGGAAAUCAGCAGAUUGACACUCAAAUUCUGCAACAACUGCGUCAGAAGUUUCCAGAAGUGCCAGAGGGCGUGGUCUCUCAGUGUGUCAUACAGAAUAAGAACGACUUGGCAGCGUGUUGUGAGUACCUGACCCAGGUGAGUCCCGGCUUCCUGUACAGCGAGGGCAGCCCGAGUGUGACGGACCUGCGCAAUCACAUGACCCAGCUCAACGUGGGCGUGUCACAGAAUACCCAUGGUGCCGUGCAGCAUGAGCCAGUGAGGAUGAACGGCAGCAGGACUCUCUCGCACAGCCUGAGUGACGGGCCCGUCAACGGUCCCCCGACUCCGGCCUCUGACUUCUACCAGGCAGAGUCUCAGUCACACACACACACUCACACACACGCACCCGCCGCCUUCUGCGUAAUGGAGCAGGCGCGAAAGCCACAGCCACCGCAGCACCUUGGCCUGUACCAGCUCGGUGUCAAAGGUCAGGGCUCGGCCACGUCCCUGGCCGCCACACCCCGUUUUAACCCUAUCACGGUGACGCUGGCCCCCAACGCCGGCCGAAACACGCCCACCUCGCUGCACAUUCACGGUGGGCCUCAGGCUGGCCCCAACAGCCCCAACUCCAUCUACAUCCGGCCCUACGUCACCCAGAUCUCACACCCAGGCGGCCCUCACCACCAGACCUCGCACGUUUACAUGCCCAUCAGUUCUCCUACCAACCCGCAGCCCCCCUCGGCCUUUCAGGCUCCGUCCGCCGCAGCCUCUCAGGCCUCUUCCUCGUCCUCCUCGUCGUCAUCCUCAUCUGUGCCUUCAUCUUUACCGGCGAUGGCGGCGGCCCCCUCGCUCGCGUCCUCCUUCAGCCAGUUCAACAUCCAGAACAUCUCCACAGGGCCCAGAAAGAACCAGAUCGAGAUCAAGCUCGAGUCUCCGCAGAGGGUGGGCGGAGCUGCCGCUGCUGCCGCCACGGCGACGCUGAUGUGCUCCGCCUCUGCUCCUCGACCAGCCUCGGCUUCUGGGUCGUCGUCCUGCCCGUCACCUUCCUCCUCUUCCUCCACUCCGCUCUCAAUCGAGGGGGCGGGGCUUAGCCGAAGCCAGCCCACUGUCUACAUCGCUGCCUCUCCUCCUGCCGCUGCUGCCACGACGACGCCGUCAGAUGAGUGCGCGCUGAUCCCUCCAUCCGGUCGCUCGCAGCCUAAAUUCUACAUUUCCGCUAACGCGUCUUCGGAUGAGAGCGGUACUCGGAACCCGCCCACAGUCUACAUAUCGGCCAACCCAUCUCUUCCCGGCGUGACGGGAGGGCGGAGCCUAGGUGGCCAAGUCAGCAUGGGGCCCGCCUACAUCCAUCACCACCCGCCCAAAUCCCGCAGCUCGGUGGGGGCGGGAGGCGUGGCUACAUCGCCGCGCGUCGUGGUGACGCAGCCCAACACCAAAUACACCUUCAAGAUCACGGUGUCACCGAACAAGCCGCCGGCCAUGUCCCCCGGGGUGGUGUCGCCCACCUUCGAGCCCACCAACAUGCUCAGCGUGCCCGCCGAUCAGCACUACCCCGAGCCCGAGGCCAUCAGCCUGCCUGAGCCGCUCUCGCCCAACCGAGACCUGAGAGCCACAGAGAGCCGUCGGCCCAGCAUGGGCUCUGACGACGCCGCAUACACACAAGCAUUGUUGGUGCAUCAGAAGGCACGCAUGGAACGUCUGUGUCACGAGCUCAAGCUGAAAAAGAAGAACCUGGAGAAACUCAAAGAGGAGGUGAACGAAAUGGAGAACGACCUCACGAGGAGACGACUGCAGAGGUCCAACUCGGUGUCUCAGAUCCCGUCUCUUGAUGAGAUGCAGCAGCUGAGGUGUAAGAACAGGUUACUGCAGAUCGACAUCGACUGUUUAACUAAAGAGAUCGACCUCCUUCAGGCGCGUGGACCACACUUCAAUCCCAGUGCGAUCCAUAACUUUUACGACAACAUCGGCUUCCUCGGUCCCGUUCCCCCAAAACCCAAAGGUACUCCGGCAGCAGGCUCGGAUCACUGGGGCUCUUUGGACAGGAGAGGACGCAGAAUAAACGUCAGCUCCAAGCUGAAGAGAGACCCGUCUCUCCCUCCUGUUCCUCCCUGUCUCCCUGCUCCUGUGGAGUCGGGCAGUAAGAAUAUGAAGACGGUGUCUGAGGCUGAAGAUGACGACGGGGUUCAGUGGGGGUGUACAGCCUGCACCUUCCUCAACCAUCCCGCCCUCAACCGCUGUGAACAGUGUGAAUUUCCACGACACUUCUGAGCCCCUAAUACACACACACACACACACAUGCACACACACAUGCACAUGCACACACACACACACACACACACACGUGCACACGCGCUCAAACACAUUGACAUGUCAGCUAGGCUUUGUUACAGACAACCUGCAGAAGUAUGGACAUGAAUGUUGUGUGUGUUUGUGUGUCUCUCUCUCUUGCUGUCUCUCUCUUUGCUCACUGUUUGUCUCUAUUGCUGUCUCUCUCUCUCUCUCUCUCUCUCUCGCUGUCUCUGUCCGUCUCCCUCAAUCACUGUCUCUCUCGUUCAGUAUCUCUCUCUUUGUCUCUUUCACUCACUGUCUCUUUCUCUUGCUCGCUGUCUCUCUCAUUCAUUGUCUCUCUCACUGUCGCUCUCUCUCUCUAUCUCUCUCUCUCUCUCUCACUGUCUCUCUCACUGUCUCUGUCUCAUUGUCUCUCUCAUUGUCUCUCUCACUCACUGUCUCUCUCUUGCUUGCUAUCUCUAUAUCUCUGUCUCUCGUUUUCUCUCUCUCUCUCUCUCUCUCUCUCUCUCUCGGGGGUGUGUGUCGUGCUGCCCACUGAAGACUGGAUAAUGUUUACAGGUUUUCCUCCGCUUCUAUCUGUCUAGCCAAGCUGAGCUCUUUACAGCAUGUGCGUGCGUGCGUGCGCGUGCGUGCGUGUGUGUGUGUGUGUGUGUGUGUUUGUAUGUAUUUGAGUGUAGGUUUCCUUCACUGAUUCCAUAACGAAUCUCAAUCUAGCCUGAAACAGUAUUAUAAAAGUGUGUGUGUGUGUGUUUGUGAGCUACACACACACACACACACACACACACACACACACACACAUACACACACACACACACACACACGACAUGUGCCAAUGUGCCUUCCGGAUGGGAACUACCUUCGAGAGCCUCCUCUCUUUUACCUGAAGGGAAUAACCUUACAGACUACUUUCUGGACUUCGCUCUUUCCCAGAGGAUGUUGGGAACGAUCUGUGGAAUUUCUGCCAAAACCGGAGUUUCUCUUUCUGUGCUUUCGUUCACUAAGAAAACGGAAAAAAAAUAGAACGUAGCGAACGAACUGAAACUAAUCUGCAUGCUUUAGAUGUACAGUUUACAAAAGGAGACCCCGCCCACCUAAGCUUUUACUGUACAUAGUGUUAGAACGAGCUUUAAAAUGCUGUUUUUUUCCCUCGCUUUCUUUAUCUCCUCACAUGUAUUUUCUGUAAUUAUAGCUCCAUAGACUUCAUUUACUUUUAUUUGUUGGGUGUUUUUUUUGUUGUUGUUGUUGUUGAGUUUUUUUUUUUUUUUUUUUUCCUCCUCCGAAAUACAGACGAGUACGGUUUUCCCUCUUUUGCGUUCAGUGUGCGUGGCGUCACACUUUUCUUUUCCAGCGUACGGGCUGCAGACGCAGCAAAAAGGUCAACGAAAGAUGGAGCGUAACCCCCAGGCAACACCCCCACCCCCCACCCCCCCACUACGGACAGGUCAAAGGUCACCGCAUGGUCUCCCGGAGCCUUCAAAAGGACCUCCAUCUUAUCUGCCAACUGGAAUGUAGGUUUCAUAUUUUGGGGAAUUUUGUGCUAGGAGAGGAACGCAAAGACUUCUGGGAUGUUUGGUUUUGGUCUGCGUGUCCGCCAAAACCAAAACCAAGGGAUUUUUUUUUUCUUUUUUUUUCUUUUUUUUUUUAAAAGACUUGCAGAGAUCAGGUGAAAAGUUCAGGAAUUGGUUCCUGUUCAAAACCAAAGCUAUCACCACGUGCCUUCAGCAGUCGGUCGCCGAAUCAGAGAAGCUCUGCCUUUAAAGCGGACACUGCCUCGUGUUUUUUGUUUUUUUUUUUUUGUUUUGUUUCCUUCGUAGAUUUGAUUACACCAGUCCCACAAGGCCUUAAUGACAUUUUAAAUGUUUAAUAGCGUUUCCCUUUUUUUUUUUUUUUUUUUUUUUUUUGUUUUGUUUUGUUUUGUUUUGUUUUUUCCCCGAAAGAUAUCAAAGAGUUGAAAAGAUGUGAAAGAUGUUUCCUUUUUCACAUUGUGCUGCCUCACUUUUUGGCCUUAUUAAAGUUUUCCCAGGUGACUAGAUGAUUUUUUUUUUUUUUUUUUUUUUUUUUUUCCCUAAAUUUUAAAUCUUAAAUCUAUGCAGUCAAGAGGUCGAAUAUGAUCAUUACAAUCAGCUAAAGUGUUAAUGUAUAAGUCACAGCUUAGGCCUCGCCCUGGAUUAAAUAAAAGCGGUAAUAUUACUGACCAAACGUCAGUGCUGUUUACUCCAGGACGUGGCCGAAUCUGCAUUCAAAAAUAAAAAUUGUCCUUUUGAAUACAAGAAAUAAUGUUUAGAAUGUUUAGGUGUCUGAAGCACUUGUAUUUAAGAAACCUCGGAGAGAAACAAACAUACAGCCAGUUUUUUUUUUUUUUUUUUUUUGUUCUUCUUCUUUUUUUUUUUUUUUUUUCCUUUCCCCCACCCCGGCUCCGAUCAGAGCCACGAUUUAUGUUUAUGGAUUUAAAUCAUGGGGAAAAACAGAAGAAGAAAUGAUUUGGAAUUUCUAAAGUGAUUUUUAAUUUUUAGCUGGGAAAACUGUCUUUGUAACAGAUAAGUUAUUUGUAAAAAUAAACAAAAAAAAAAUAU